AGUGCAAAAUGGCGCCUUGAGUUCAGUUGAAUUCACGCGCCCUUUAAAAGUUACCUCAGAUAUACCUGUUUUUGUCCGGUUUACCUGAAUUAGCUUCCAGGCUAGGCUAAUUUUAGUUCAUUUCUAGGUUUAAAAAUUAAGGAUGUUUGUGGCGAAAAGCAUCGCGGCUGAUCAUAAAGAUCUGAUACAUGAUGUUUCUUAUGAUUUCCACGGCCGCAGGAUGGCGACCUGCUCCAGCGACCAGAGCGUCAAGGUUUGGGACAAGAGCGAGAGCGGCGAGUGGCACUGCACGGCGAGCUGGAAGACUCAUAGUGGAUCCGUGUGGCGUGUGACGUGGGCUCACCCUGAGUUCGGCCAGGUUCUCGCGUCCUGUUCGUUCGACCGCACCGCCGCCGUGUGGGAGGAGAUUGUUGGCGAGUCGAACGAUAAACAGCGUGGCCUCAGUCACUGGAUAAAGAGGACAACGCUGGUGGACAGCAGGACGUCAGUGACGGACGUGAAGUUCGCGCCAAAGCAUAUGGGUCUGGUCCUGGCCACCUGCUCAGCCGACGGUGUCGUGCGCAUCUAUGAAGCUCCAGAUGUGAUGAACCUGAGCCAGUGGAGCCUCCAGCAUGAGAUCUCCUGCAAACUCUCCUGCUCCUGCAUCUCCUGGAACCCCUCGAGCUCGCGUGCGCACUCUCCUAUGAUCGCAGUCGGCAGCGACGACAGCAACGUGACCUACACCGGCAAAGUGCAGAUCUACGAGUACAACGAAAAUACUAGGAAGUAUGCCAAAGCAGAAACCCUGAUGACCGUCACUGAUCCGGUCCAUGACAUCGCCUUCGCCCCGAACCUCGGGAGGUCCUUCCAUGUCCUGGCCAUAGCAACUAAAGAUGUGCGCAUCUUCAAGCUGGUUCCUCUGCGGAGAGAGAGCUCCACAAGUUCGGGCUCCACCAAGUUCGAGGUGCAGCUGAUGGCUCAGUUCGACAGUCACAACUCUCAGGUGUGGCGUGUGAGCUGGAACAUUACCAGCACACUGCUUGCCUCGUCAGGGGACGACGGCUGCGUCCGACUCUGGAAAGCUAACUACAUGGAUAACUGGAAGUGUACAGGGAUCCUGCGGGGUGACGGAAGCCCGGUGAACGGCUCCUCCAUCUCAGUGGCAGGUCUGAACGCUGCCGUGCCUUCGGGAGCUCAGACCAGUGGAGUAGGAGCAGCAGGAGCUGGCAGAAAAAAGACUCAACUGAUGCCAGGCUAAUGGAGAUUGGCUGUUUGCUGCAUGACACACACACACACACACACACACACAGAGAGACAGAAGUCUUCAUUCCCCUUCAGUCACACCUCCUCAUCCUACUAAUACAAAAGAGGUGAUUCCUGAGUGUGAAUAAUGGACCAUAAAUACACACCCUUACCGCCUGUCAUGUUUUUAUGUUAAAAAAAAAUAUAUAUAUACAAUAAUUUGUCUUGUUCAUUUUGUUUGUUAAUUUUUCUUAAGAAAAACAAAACUUGUGGUAACCAACAAAAAAUUUACAAUUUAGUAAAAAAUGUGCAAAACAUAAAUAAAUAAUGCAAUAAAUAAA
This is a messenger RNA of Clarias gariepinus (North African catfish), 1562 nucleotides long. RefSeq names its product SEH1-like (S. cerevisiae) (gene seh1l). NCBI's taxonomy places the organism in Eukaryota, Metazoa, Chordata, Actinopteri, Siluriformes, Clariidae. The record is from RefSeq and is a predicted model, not a curated record. The coding region runs from base 143 to 1237 and encodes 364 amino acids. Gene Ontology annotation, biological process: positive regulation of TORC1 signaling; cellular response to amino acid starvation. Gene Ontology annotation, molecular function: structural molecule activity; protein binding. The transcript has 9 exons. Gene Ontology annotation, cellular component: nuclear pore outer ring; Seh1-associated complex.